AUGUCUACCACAGAAUCUCAGCCUCCCGUCCCCCCUAGACCGUCUAGGAGUACCGAGAAACAGCCCGCUCCAAUGAUCCCUCCACGCCCGCUUAAGAGCCGCAUUGAGCGCUCCAUGAGCCCGAAUCCGAACCGCUUUGCGCCGUCGCCUCUUAACGAGGGGCCUAUUCAGCCCAAGUCAAGCCAUCCUCUGCGCAACGGUCACAAUGGCGAGGAAAUCAAGAGAUCCACGUCUGUCGACCUGCCCUCGCUCGGUCAGGAGGGCAUGGAAUAUGCCAAUCUCACCGAGAGCACUCCUUCCAGUGAGCAGAGUGCUGCCCCCGAGCAGACCAGGACUAUCGGUCACGAUCUCAAGCUUCAUGCGCCCAAGCCGUCUCUGCCUCCUGCCAAUGCCAAGCAGCGCAUCAUGGCCGUCACCCGCACUGAUAGCGACAGAGCCGCCGCUUUCGGAAUCGGCCGUCCCAGCAGUGACGACCAGUCCACGCACGUUCUCCCGUCCAACAAGAGUCUGAAGAAGAAGGCUAGCACUACUAGCCAGCUGUCGGUGGACUUGGAGGACGAGCCUGGCAUCCCCGAGAUUGGCCAGCAAGUGCCCAUGUACAAGAACGCUGGUGAUGUCCAGGCCCCCUCGCCUGCUCCCGGCGCAGGCCCCGACAAGGUCAAGCAUCACAGCCGUAGGACUUCUGCCCGCGGCAUUCUUCCUCCCGGGAGCUAUGGCCUCCACGGCCAUGGCGUUUUUGCUGCCGACAAGCUUGAAAAGGCGUAUUACGAGAAGCAUCCCGAGGCUCGCAAGAAGGAACACACGCCUUACCAGUAUGAUCGUGCCAACAACUUCUCGAUGAGCAGCGAGAACCUAAACAAGAUUGUGAGGGAAACCGCCAGCCGUGGCUCUGGUCUUGGUGUCCAGAACUACCCCGGUACCCCCAGCGAGCAGGUUGGAUGGCAGGCCAUUGAGGAAUCUACAUCCCGCGUCGCCUCUCCCCGCCCUCAUUCCUCCGGCCACAAGUCCCCUGUCAAGCCAACCUUUGCUGUGCAAGAUGAUAAUGGCGAGUCCCGCGCUCUAGAGGAGGACGAAGAGCCCAAGAAUGUAAUUCAUGUGGAUGAGCCCAACAGUCGCAGUUCAAGAGGCAAGUCCAUGGACGGAUCAGCACCGACGGCUGAGGAGGACGAGGAGUACACUGCGCCCAUUCUUGCCGAAGACGAGGUCGCCAAGAACCCAUCUCCCUACGCUCAUGAGCCGGCCGUUGUGCCCGGGCGCCGCGAAAGCGCUGAGCCCAAGAGCCGCCCGACUAGCAGACCGGCCAGCAUCUACAAGGAGAACUCGUUCGAAAUGCGCUCUACGCCCCUUGACGAUGUCGAGGAAUACGAGCCCCUCUUCAAGGACGACGAACAGCCCGCGAAGAAGCCUGAGGUUCCUCUGAGACCCAAGUCCGAGCAUAAGCGCCGCUUUCCUAGUGCUGAUGUCUGGGAGGAUGCCCCCAGCAGUACCAUGUACACAGCCGAAGUUUCCACACCGGAACCAAUUGCUGAGCAGCAGCAGGAGGAUGAGGGUCAGGAGCAGGCCAAGCCCCGGAUCGAACCUCGCGAGGGUGAGACCUUUGCUCAGGCGUUUGCCCGCCAGCAAGAGGAGCUUGCUGAGAAGGAGGCUCGGGAGAACGGCCCUGAUGGUUUCGUCAAGUCGAGUACCCCCAAGCCUUCUUCGCACCAGAGCAGACCUUCCUGGGUCCAGGGCCAGCCCCAUCUUCUGCAGGAAGUGAAGGAGGCUGCCAAGGCUGCCAGGCCGGCCAUGGCUCAGAGAUUCCCCAGUCGUGAUGUUUGGGAGGAUAGCCCGGAGAGCUUGCAGCUGCAGACGGAGGUCUCUACUCCCCAGCAAGACGAGGAGCAGACGGAAGAGGCGACGGCCGAAUCUGCCAAGAUCUCUCCUCGUACAGAGGAGCCUGAGCCCAAGAUUGACGAAAAGAUCUCCGAGAAGCCCGAGGCUAGGGAAGAGACACCGGAGCCAAAGGAGCCUGUCCCCACUUCCGCCGCGGUCACAGAACGAAAGCCCUCGCCACCGGCAAUCCCCUCACGUCCAUCUCUUCCCUCUCGCCCAUCCAUCCCCGACCGUCCCAAGCCCAAGCCGGCCCCCAAGCCCGCCAUUCCCGCGCGCCCCGUCAAAGCCAGCCCAACCUCAGGCGGCCUCGAACCCGCCGAGGCCGCUGCUCCUCCCCGUCAGAAGCCCGCCGUCCCCGCUCGUCCGAUGGGCUCUAAGAUUGCCGCUCUGCAGGCCGGUUUCAUGAACGACCUUAACAACCGUCUGAAACUUGGCCCGCAGAUUCCGGCGAAGAAGGAGGAGACAUCGGCUGAGGAGCAGGAGAAGGUGGAAGAGAAGGAGAAGGUGCCGCUUAGUGAUGCUAGGAAGGGCAGGGCGAGGGGUCCCCAGAGGAGGGCGCCUGCUGCUGCUAAGGCCGCUGCUGCUGCUGCUGCUGCGGCGCCGGCACAGACGGAGACUAAGAAGGACGAGGGGCCGAAGCUCAGUUUCUCGGUUUCGAUUAGUUAUUGGGCUAUUGAUCCUGAGAGUGAGGAGGGAGGUGUUAGUGUUGGCGUUGUUGAGUUGAAGGCUCUCACUGAGGAGAAGCCUGUUGAGGAAAAGCCCAAGGAGGAGGUUGAGGCUGAGGUCAAGACUGAGUCGCCAGCUGAGGCCGAGAAGCCCAAGAUUGAGGAAGUCAAGGAUGAGGCCAAGGCUGUGGCAGAGAAGCUUGUUCCUGAACCUGUCCAGAAGGAAGCUAAGGAGGAGGAAGCCUCGAAGCACGAGACCAAGGAAGAGAAGGCUCCCGAGCCCGAGUCCGAGUCCAGUGCUUCCCCCGAGGCUAUCACCUCCGAAGCACCCGGUGCUUUCCCCUCGACUCCCGCCAUUGAAAAGGAGGUCAGGGCUGAGGAGCAGGCCGCAGCCGAGGCCGAUGCCGAUGCCGAAUCUUCCGUUCAGGUUGAUACCCCUACUUCCACCGAAGCUCCUGCGCAUGAGCAAGUACCCAUCGAAGCCGAGCAGGCCGAGCAGGCACAGGCGGAGGAGACCAAGACGGAAGCCAAGGAGACUGAGACCAAGGAGACCCAGGAACCGCCUACCGUCACCGCUGCUUCUUCCGAGACCGAAAACGUGGAAGAUAAGCGCGAUGCUACUACCGCUUCGGCAAAGGCUGAGGCUGCUGCCGCUAGUACUCCGGUCACUAACUCCUUGGCUACUGGUCCUAGCUCUAGUUCUGAGGAGGCGCCAAAGGAGGAAGUCAAGUCUCUAGUGACUAACACUGCUGGAGAGACUAUUGUCCAGGCGCAUAUCAUCAAGGGUGAUAAAGGGGGAGUGACGCCGUUGGAGGUGGAGGAUAAGGGUGGUGAGGAGGCUUAG
Messenger RNA from Sordaria macrospora k-hell, 3381 nucleotides. RefSeq lists its product as uncharacterized. Lineage: Eukaryota; Fungi; Ascomycota; Sordariomycetes; Sordariales; Sordariaceae. The record is from RefSeq and is a predicted model, not a curated record.